AUGUUUGUGCUGCUGGUCCUCAAUGCUGACCAUGUGGACGUCACUCGCCGCUCUGACCAUGUGGACGUCACUCGCCGCUCUGACCAUGUGGACGUCACUCUCUGCUCUGACCAUGUGGACGUCACUCGCUGCUCUGACCAUGUGGACGUCACUCGCCGCUCUGACCAUGUGGACGUCACUCGCCGCUCUGACCAUGUGGACGUCACUCGCCGCUCUGACCAUGUGGACGUCACUCUCUGCUCUGACCAUGUGGACGUCACUCGCUGCUCUGACCAUGUGGACGUCACUCUCUGCUCUGACCAUGUGGACGUCACUCGCCGCUCUGACCAUGUGGACGUCACUCUCUGCUCUGACCAUGUGGACGUCACUCGCUGCUCUGACCAUGUGGACGUCUCUCGCUGCUCUGAUCAUGUGGACGUCACUCGCUGCUCUGACCAUGUGGACGUCACUCGCUGCUCUGACCAUGUGGACGUCACUCGCUGCUCUGACCAUGUGGACGUCACUCACUGCUCUGACCAUGUGGACGUCACUCUCUGCUCUGACCAUGUGGACGUCACUCUCUGCUCUGACCAUGUGGACGUCACUCACUGCUCUGACCAUGUGGACGUCACUCUCUGCUCUGAUCAUGUGGACGUCACUCUCUGCUCUGACCAUGUGGACGUCACUCGCUGCUCUGACCAUGUGGACGUCACUCUCUGCUCUGACCAUGUGGACGUCACUCUCUGCUCUGACCAUGUGGACGUCACUCGCUGCUCUGACCAUGUGGACGUCACUCGCUGCUCUGACCAUGUGGACGUCACUCUCUGCUCUGACCAUGUGGACGUCACUCUCUGCUCUGACCAUGUGGACGUCACUCUCUGCUCUGACCAUGUGGACGUCACUCUGCUCUGA
Molecule: messenger RNA, 891 nt
Organism: Knipowitschia caucasica
Lineage: Eukaryota; Metazoa; Chordata; Actinopteri; Gobiiformes; Gobiidae
Source: the annotation of a GenBank genome assembly